AUGCAUCCGUACAGGCAGUUCAAGUCACUGCUCCCCUCCCUCCCCACCACGGCUGCCCCCGGACACGACCGUUUCGAACGCAUCGUCACAUCAAGGGUCAAACCGUCAAAAAGUCACACAGAGGCGGGAACGUUACGCAAGAGAGCACAGAGAGCGUGCAGCCAGUGCCACGCCCAAAAGACGAAGUGCUCCGGUGACCUGCCGCGUUGCAAGCGCUGCGAAUCCGGGGGUCUCAAGUGCGAGUACACGGCUACCAAGCGCAGGUCCGCCGACGUCCGUCUCAAUUCCAGAUCUCCCGUCGCCGCCGCCGGCGGCAGUGGUGGCGCCUCCACCGACAGCGGCGGCGGCGGCGGCGGCGGCGGCGACAGCAGCAGCAGCAACAGCAAGGCAACGGCGGUGAGAGGGACGAGCAGUGACCCCGUGACGCUUCACAGACUCGCGACGUCGACGACUCCGAUCCCGACUACUACCGCCACCUCACCGACGGGCACGACGCCGGUACCCGCCGCUUCCGUCGUGUCCACCCACGUCUCUAGAUCCGACGAGAGCCUCAGCGCCAGUCCUGGUGCUACCACUACAGGCACCGGUAGCAGUCAUGGCGCCGUCAACACGGCUGCUACGGGAGAUAACUUUGUCAUGGCGAUUGAUACCUCUCUUCUCACCGCGCAGAAAAACUUCACCAUGCGACACCUCGCGAUCUACUUUGACUACAUCUACUGGCUUCCCUGCAUGGGCUUCCUCCACCCGGACACGGCAUAUCGUCAGUUGGAGGAAGGAACGUUUGACCCGCCCACGGCAGCGGGGAUAUGCUCGAUAGCCAGCCUCUUCUCCGGGCAGGCCGACUCGCUCAAGGACUUUGGGCGGCGGUGCGCCGACGAGAUAGACAUGUACGUGUUCCGCAACGUCAACCAGCUGUCGGACCGGGUCCUCCUGCCGUACACGCUGAUCCUAGCGUUCAACUUCAUCCGCGGCGACUUCUCCAAGGUGUGGCAGUGCUUCGGGCUGGCCUCGCGGCUGAUGACGGGCCUGCAGCUCAACUGGGACGGGUCGACGCGGGGCAAGACGUUCCAGCAGCAGGAGUCGAUGCGGCGCGUGGCCUGGCACCUGUUCGUGCUGGACCGGAACCUGGCCGAGGGCUACGACGAGUACCUGUCGUGCCCGGCGGAGAACAUGCGAAUCCGGCUCCCCUGCAGCGAGGAGGCCUUCUGGGAGGGCAGGCCGGUGACGGCGCCCCGGCUGAUGGACAGGAGCCCCAGGGCCGGCGACCUGGGUCUGCACGCCCUCAGCGUGCGCAUGGUGGACCUCCACCACCGCAUCAGGCGGUGGACCAAGACGCUCGAGUCGAGCGACGCGGCCCUGGAGCCGUCGGCCAUCAUGGGCGCCAUCAACGGCCUCCAGAAGGAGCUCACCCGCUUCCACACCCUCCUGCCCGACGACAUGCGCCUCAGCGACCAGAGCAUAGCCAAGUACGUCGCCCUGCCCCAGCGCUCGUCCUACACCUUCCUCCACUCGCACAUCUCGGCCUGCCACAUGGAGCUCUACCGCUUCGCCCUGCCCGGCAUCCUGCCCCCGGGAAAGGACCACGUCCUGCACAAGCUCCCGGCAGAGUUCGUCGCCCGGUGCGGGAAGCAGGCCGUCGGCCACGCCCUCUGCCUCGGCCGCUUCGCCAUCUUCAUCCAGGACGAGGUGGACAAGUACCGCGUACCCGGGAGGGCCAACCUCGCCGGCGACUGCCACCUGCCACACGUCGCCUCCCACGCCAUGCGCCUCCUCGUCAUCGCCAUGGAGCACGCCAUAUACGACGACCUGGCCGAAGGCUCCACCUCGCCCCUCUGGAGAUUCCAGCAGCCGGACGAGGCCCUUGUCCUACACCUCAUACAGGACGGUCUCCUCAGGCUUUCCGCCUCAUUUGCAGAGGUUCUCGCUCCCUGUGAGAAGGAGACCCAGCCGACCCUAACCCAUCACCCCGCCCUCGCCCCGGACGCACCAGACGGCGACUACGGCCCGCCCGGUAUGCCCAUGUACCUCGCUGCAGCGCAGGGAAACAACAGCAGCACAGCGUUCGAUCAGAACCAUCAACAUCAACCUCACGGGUCAAACGUCUACAGCGGCAGCGGCGAUGACGGACAUGCGAUGAUGAUGCAGGGGAGGAUGUGGAACGCUGCCGGCGAGCACGGGCACGGACAUGGACACUUUAUCGGCACCGCUGCACAGUCAGCGGCCCCGUCACGGGAUAGUGACGACACGUCUAUGAUGCAGAUUGAUCAGACGCGGCAGCAGCAGCCGCAACCGCAGCCGCAGCCGCAGCCGCAACCUCAGCAAAUGUUUCAUCCUCUUCCUCAUCUCCACCCACCAGCGAGUUCCGCUACGGGAGGUACGCCUACUGCUCAUCAUGGACAUUAUCUGCCCGAUCAUUCCAUGUUUAUGAGCGGAGAUUAUCACUAUGGUGAUGGGUACCAGGGGGGGUUCUGA
Molecule: messenger RNA, 2472 nt
Organism: Geosmithia morbida
Lineage: Eukaryota; Fungi; Ascomycota; Sordariomycetes; Hypocreales; Bionectriaceae
Product: Fungal specific transcription factor domain
Exons: 5
Coding region: 1-2472 (823 amino acids)
Biological process (GO): DNA-templated transcription; regulation of DNA-templated transcription
Cellular component (GO): nucleus
Molecular function (GO): DNA-binding transcription factor activity, RNA polymerase II-specific; zinc ion binding; DNA binding
Source: RefSeq, a predicted model, not a curated record